Molecule: messenger RNA, 720 nt
Organism: Eptesicus fuscus (big brown bat)
Lineage: Eukaryota; Metazoa; Chordata; Mammalia; Chiroptera; Vespertilionidae
Exons: 6
Coding region: 1-720 (239 amino acids)
Source: RefSeq, a predicted model, not a curated record
AUGGCACCAAGCAUUCGGGACGGCACUGGGCGCCUGCAGCAGGUGCAGCAAGACAGCAGUGUGAAGAAGCAAAGAAUUUUCAGUAACCAUCAGAGGCUUGUCCUGAUGACAGUAACCAGUGCCCCACCUUGGACUGCCUGUGUUUCUGUUGCUUCCACUACGAUGGAUUACAUGUUUAUAUGGACUCAAAUUCUGUUCAUCUACUGCUGUUUUCUGACUGUACAUUGUGCACAACCCAAUUGUACAUCUGUGACUGACUUUGAUGAUUGUCCAGGGAAUAUAAGCGAUUUCUGUCCGAAGAAUAUUGUUUGUGCAUGCAAAGAUGGAGAGCCUUUUUGCAAAUGUCCAAAUUUCAGAGGUCAGUGGGGAAAUUAUUGGUAUAUGGGAGCCAAAUGUGACCAACUCUGGAGUACUCUGGACCUGAUUUUAGUAGCAACAUUGCCUGGAAUAGGUCUGGCUUUAAUAGUUGGUGUAACAAUCCAGACUGUCCACUACUGUAAAAAGAAGUCAAAGAAGAAUAUAAAUGAUGACCGAGAACAAAGGAAUUCAUCAGGAUUCCAACCUCAGCAUAAUUAUGCCUAUGCUUUUGAUACGGCUAUGAAAUGUUCUCAACCUAAUCAAGGCCAGGUAAACACCAAAACUCACUUGUCAGGAACAGCUCUACAUACAAAGAAAGGUCUGGAUGACAUAAUAGACCACAAGUAUCAGAAACAGCAGUAA